Molecule: messenger RNA, 3119 nt
Organism: Larimichthys crocea (large yellow croaker)
Lineage: Eukaryota; Metazoa; Chordata; Actinopteri; Sciaenidae
Gene: cviih19orf47
Product: chromosome VII C19orf47 homolog
Exons: 8
Coding region: 576-1727 (383 amino acids)
Cellular component (GO): nucleus
Source: RefSeq, a predicted model, not a curated record
CUGGAGCCGCAGCUAACGCGAUGCUAACACGAUGCUAACACAAACGGGCUCUCGUCGCUGCCUCACAUGUUUGAUUUCACUUUGAUUUCACUUUGAUUUCACUUUUAUUGACUCAAACAGACUCCGGGAGCGAGCCCUGCCUCAAAGUCUCACCUAUUUUAAAACAUGCGGGUCCGACUGGUAUGGUUAGAUCAUCGUCUAAUGCUAACAUGAGCUAACCCGGCGUUGACUGUAUAUCAGAUUUGAAAUCCAGUUUCACCCCCGGUUGACCCCUAAAAUGUGGCUUUAUGUCGGUACAGCGCCUUUUUUAAAUAGAAAUCACUUGAUGAGAGAGAUUUAUUAGCCACCGUCUGACUUCAUCAGUCACAGUCUGUGCAUGUUGGACAGCUGCUGUGCAUCCUUCACCCCGUAUCUGUUAAUACAUCCACAACACGUCUCAUAAUUGGCGUUAUAAAUAACCUCCAGCUGGCCAUGCCACCUCGGAGUGGAUUCAGUUUUUUAAGGAUGCUGGGAUCCCAGCCGGCCUCGCUGUCACGUAUGCCGUCUCCUUCGUGGACAACAGAAUUCACAAGAACAUGCUGAUGGACCUCAGUAAAGACAUCAUGAUGGACCUCGGCAUUACAGUCAUAGGCGACAUCAUUGCCAUUCUUAAACAUGCCAAGCAGGUCUACAGGCAGGACAUGUGCAAAAUGGCCACCGAGGCCAUCUCCUCAGGACAGACCAGUGUUAAAGCUGAGCUCAGACGAACUGCCAAUACUCCUGCUACUCGUAUGAUUGCCAACGCUUUGAGCCAUGACUCCCCGCCGACCACUCCAGCCCGUCGACCUGACAACCGCCUGUCUGUCACAGUGUCCAACGUGCAGGCGAACAAGAGUGGCAAAGCAGUUGUAAGUCAGCCAGCUGAUGAGGGGAACGGUUUGCCAGCAGUGAAGCGCCGACGCGUGACAGCUGAGAUGGAAGGCAAGUACAUCAUCAACAUGCCCAAAGGCACCACGCCUCGUACACGCCGCAUCCUGGCCCAGCAGGCCAAGAAAGGUUUUAAACGCACCUCUGUGUUUGCAAGACUCGGGGCUGAAUCAAAGGCAGACACAACAACAAGCAAUAACAAGCCGACCGGUGUGUUCAGUCGUCUGGACAGAGGCAUGGAAGAGGCACACAGGCCGAGGCCAGCCAAAAUGUCUGCAAACAUGGAUGUGGACGACGAGGACGACAGUGAUGGAGAAGGAUCCGUCCUCCAAUAUGCCGGCGUCCUUAAGAAACCUCCUCCCUCCCAGAAGAAAGAGCCAGCCACAAAACCAGCUCCGACCACGCUGCGGCGCCUGGGAGGCAAAUUUAAACUACCUCCCCCUGACACUCCCACCUCCUCCUCCUCAUCAUCCUCUUCUUCCUCAAAUGGCCUCCCCCCUACCAAGAUUAGUGUACUUAAGAGACUGGGCAAGCUCCCUGCCACACACCAGGGCACGGCUGUGUCGAACACACCUGCUGACACACAGGACAACAGGGUGACCACCAGCACAAGGCCCAGAGCCCUGGACAGACUCACUAUAGCAAACCCCAAAGUCAGCAGCAGCACUGGGGCUGGAGGAGCAGGAGCAGGAGUAGGAGCAGGAGCAGGAGCAGGAGCAGGAGCAGGAGUAGGAGUAGGAGCAGGAGGAGAGUCUGGGGGUGCCCAGAUGGACGUUAGGGCUAUCAGUGUUUUUAAGAGACUGGGCAGUAAGAAAACCUAACACACACUGUAAAAUUAAAACUAUUAUUCAGACUCUUUCUACACAGUACGUCCUUCGUAGAGUUUGUAUCGCCACCUUUUUGCAUUUAUCCUGGCAACAUGCAGGACUGCAGACUAAAGCGUUUUUCUUUUGUUCAGCCCGAGUGUAUGGAUGAUUUUAAUGCUGCGUUGUUGCUUUAGGGAUACUCUUAGAUAAAAAUAGAUCUCUUUUUGUUUUUUUUUAACACUUAAGUCAUGCUGCCAUCGAAAGAAUCACCUUUUGUUUAGUGUUAAAGCUUUUAAAGUUGAGGACUCAAAGUUCUCUGGUAAUUAUGUUGCUCAAACCAGAAAGCUGUCUCAGACAUAUCUGCCAUUUAUCUUUUUUUUUUUUAAAUAUAUAUUUAACUAUAUUUGUAAGCUUAAGGCAUGAGCAUGACGUCAACCGGACUUCCCUUAUGGUGUUUUUUAAUUUUAUCAUGUAACUCCACAUACAAAGAUGCUGCUGUCUGAACUUCCCUCUCGAGAUGAAAAUGUUCCUCCAAAGUGAUCGUCGUCAAUUUUCCCUGAUUAUUUUAAAAGAAAUCUGAUAGAAAAUGUACAGAUAGAAGUUUGUUUCACACCUCAGGCAAUUUGAGUUUUAUUUAAUUCUUUAAAAAAAAAAAAGGACGAGCUAUGAGGCGAUGGUUAAAUCUUUUUAUUUGUAUGUUACCGUCUCAAAGUUACCUCCUCUGACAUGCUUUGAAAGUGGAAAAUGUGUACACGUGUUGACUGAAGGCUUCUUAUUUUCAGUGAGUGUAAAGUUUUAAAUGGUUACACAGAACGACCUCUUUGAACACUUGAAUUAAGAAAAAGCACCGCACCUCCUCCUCGUCUUCUUCUUCUGUGCUUUGUGGAUUGAAGUUCACACCUCUGAACUAAAGACGCCCACGUCAACUUUUCUACCACAGUACUGAACAUUUUCUAUGACCACCUACUUGAAGGCCGGAUCAGUAGAAUAUUGUUUAUUUUAAAAUGCAAUGUAUAGAUUUGUUAGACUUGUUUUCAGACGGCAGACGACCUGUUCUGCUGCAUAUUUUUAUAUGUGGACAUUCUUGUAUCGUGUAUCCGUGUUUAAAAAAACAAAAAAAAAACUCAGAUGCCAUCAAACCUGGUGUCAGGGGGGGACCACUGGAGGUCUCAGUAGGUUGUUCACCUUCACCCAGUAGGAUCAGUAACACUCGUCUUUAAGACUUCCCAUCAGAACUUUGUUACACUGUAAAUAUUUGAAAUGUUUGAAAUCACAUUUUUAUUGUUUUAAAGCGCAAAGGAGAGCAAACUACACCGUUAACUGUCAUGUUUUUUAAAGAUAUUGAGGGGGAAAAAAAUAUGAAUUUAAAGAAAGUGUGCUUGGAAAACAAUUAAAAGAGGAAAAGGG